AACUCAAACUACGGAUCAGAGUUUCUUCAGUGACUGUGAUCUGACAAAGAUGGAACAAGAAAAGCGUCACGAUCCUAACGACACCACCCUGAGAUUUGUUGAUCGACCGGAUGACAUUCUCCUUGAUGAUGAUCCCAACACCCAAAGGAUAGAGAUGCCUUGUGGCCAUGCUGUCACACCUCAAUCCCUCACAGCCUACUGUCGCAGUCUUCUGGAUCAGGGUCAGUACAAGUUCCUGUGUCCAGCUCUAAAAAAUGGAACAAAUAAUAAGUGUGGGGCUGAGUGGAAGUACGUAGAAGUGCGGAGGAUUGCUUUACUGACUGAAGAGGAGCAGAAUCACUUUGAGAAGACUAUGGCUGAACUGGCAGCAGCUAUGUACUGUGAAUAUAACUCAUGCCCUGGUUGCAGUUCAUAUAUUGAGAGGCAGAAAUUGACCAACCUGUGUGUACGUUGCACCAUUUGUACAGCUGAAAGCGGUAAGUGUUAUGAGUUCUGCUGGCAGUGUCUGAAGACCUGGAAAGGACCAGCACCUCGCUCAGACAAGUGUGAAAACGACAGCUGUGUUAACCUCAAACUUGAGAAGCUGUUAAAAUGUAAAGAUACAAUCCUUCCUGAGGUUCAAAACCUGAAAUGCCCCUCACUGAGAGCUUGUCCUACAUGUGGAAACGUGGUUGAGCAUAAUACAAGAGGGUGUAAGAAUAUAAUAUGCAAUCGCUGCAAUGUUGAAUUCUGCUUUUCUUGCUUAAAGAUUAAGGCUGAAUGCCUAAAAACAAGCUCACACUUCAGACCAUGCUCAAAUGGUGUAGCACCUCGGCAAACAUCCAUUCCAACCUGGAAUAAGUAGUUAAGUAAAAUUUUGCCAUAUUAUAAUACCAAAAGGCACAGUUUUCAGUCUCUUUAAAUGUUUCUAUGGCUGUAACUUAAUACUUAAUAAGUACUUAAUAAGUAUAAACUUAAGUAUAAAUUAAAAAACGUUUGACAAUUGUCCUCAAAUUAUAUAAAAAAUGAUGUUGUCUUUGUUGUCAUUUGUGUAAUAAUAACAGAAUUUUGAUUAGCACAAAUAAAACAUUAGUCUAAACUUUUUUCUUUGUAUUGUUUUCUUACUCCCAUGUAAAACAUAAAAAUAUACUUUUAAUACUUAACUACAAAAGAUUAAUCUAAUUCACAUCCCUGUCUUUACACAGUUGGACUUGUUAAAAGGAAUUUGAGUUACUGUUAAAUCCAUAUGAAUUGUUUUUGUCAUUGAUAACAUUAAUGCAUAAUUUUGUAGCCAUUUUUUAAAAACUUUUUAAUAUUAUUAGUUAACUGUUUUCAUUUGUUUUUCCAAACACCAUUCUGUGACUUUCUGUUUUGCUUUGCCACACCUUUUACAAUAAACAUCAUGUAGUAAGUAUGUGAAAUAUCCCAGUCACAUAUCAUCAGCUCGUGUGAAAUUUCAUUCCUUUCAUGAAUGCUGUCACACCUGCAGACUGUGUGCAGUGGGAUUUAAAAACACACACACAUUUACUUGAUGGACAAAGAAGGUCAAAGUCUUUGUGUACUAUGCUCCAGAAAAUAAAAUAAACAUGGUUACAUGGGUAUACACUUAAUAUAGUGUGAAUUAAGUGUAGUAAUGAAUAAAACAUACCAUAGUCAUUUACUAAACUGUUUACUUGUUCUGUGUAACAUUUAAAUGAAUUACUUUCCAUUUUUAACAAAAUCUCUCUCUCUAUAUAUAUUU
Hemibagrus wyckioides is the source of this 1720-nucleotide messenger RNA. RefSeq names its product probable E3 ubiquitin-protein ligase RNF144A-A. The transcript has 4 exons. Lineage: Eukaryota; Metazoa; Chordata; Actinopteri; Siluriformes; Bagridae. The record is from RefSeq and is a predicted model, not a curated record. Bases 50 to 844 code for a protein of 264 amino acids.